AGACAGCGAUACAGCCCGACCGAUUUUCGUAGCCGCUCAUCUCUACACUGUACUGAUUCUAUGAACAAGAGAAAAUUCUUCUUGUGCAGAAGAAGAAAAUCUAAUCAGUACUAGAAGAAAGAAAAAUGGAACAAGUACAACGAGAUUCGAGUUUGACACCCAGCACGAACAAGAUGACGUCAUCUUCAUCCUCAACUUACUUGGACGUUCGCGUCUUUAGCAAGCGGACUCUGGGAACCUCUCUUGUUUUCAUAGACGCGAUUGCUGUUCUAGACGACCAACCUCGUGUAGUGGAGCUAUGCCUUCCAGGGAAUCUCGUUGCGUCGAAAGUUACCAAGCAUGAGAAUGAUUUACUGGAGAUGUCUAAGCCUAUAUCGAAACUCCUUGAGAUCCCACGCGACUCUCGGCCGGCAGAAAGCAUUCGGGCGACAUCUGGUUGUAAAAAGCGGGGAGAACAAGUACAAAGCGAACCUGCUCUCGUGAGUGUUACCUCCACCAAAGAAAAAGCUGAUGAAGAGAUGAAGAACGAGGAAGACGUGUCCCAAACAGCACAAGCGCAGGGAUCUGAUGAGUGUACCGCUCCAAUUAUACCUUCAAUGCUCAACAGCACACGACCAUCUUCAGCAUCGCACUCUAGUACCAAGGAGGACGAUGCAAUUUCAACGACCGGGGAGCCGAAGCCAAAGAAGAUGAGGUGGACUGAGCAGCAGGCCGCUUUGAACUUGAAGAAAAAAAUGGCGAGUGAAGGCGCAGCAGCAAGCGACAUUAAGGUCGGCGAUGUCUUACGACUGUCCGAGUUUCGAAGAGAUGCAGCAGACCCACGACUACCACGCAUAGCAAUCCUCAAUGUUACAGCUUUUGCCUUCCUGGAACCCUGGGCAGACACAUUUGUUGGCCAGAAAGUGCCCUUCCCUUUCCACCCGCCUGUGUGGUUCGCGGAGAAGAAACAAGAACCUAAACGGUCGAAGAGACUGAAGGAAACGAAAAUAAAGCCGCUUCUAGGGCAAGAGGAUCCAUCUAUGGCCACAAAUGCUUCUAUUGCACUCGGAGCUUGUCGCUCUUCUUCUUCUUGUUCGCCACCAUCACCACUCGGGUAUCGUCGACCGGCUAUGAUUCUGCAGUGCCACCUGCCUCAAGCAGAGCGUGUUGCCGAAUAUUUCCAGGGUGUUGUAGCUUCCAACUGCACAAAGGACCGACUUGUCUACGUCUUCGACGAUGACGGAAACGAAAACCAGGAAGAAAAUAACGUGGGCCAGGAAAAAAAUCAUGAACUGGACUUCAAAAAGAAACUCCUGACACUUCGCAGGCAGUUCAUCUCAAAACACGCGCAUCACGAAGCGGUUGAGAAUGGCAGCGAAGCAUCAACGCCGUCCACGACAGGACUGUCCCUUUCCGACGCGGAUGUUCCGACGUUUUUCCGCAGUGUUAUUCACAGAAUCUAUUUCGUCGAUUACGCCUCAAAGCCUUUUGUGUCUCUCAAGGACUGUUUAGCGUACUUGGGCAGCCUACGUGGAUGGACGGAAGACCCACGAACGACCGAACGUAAGACCCUUUGCUUCCCAAAAGAGAUCGAGACAAUAUUGUUCCAAAAAAGACUCGCGGAAUUCCAGAAACUAAAUUCUAAUUGUGUUGGUAGCACCACUCGUGGGGGAGGAAGUGCUUCUUCGACGUCCUCAGCCGAAGUAGCUGAGUGCAAAACAAAUCGCGCAACUGCUGUUGGUGGAGCCGGAGAAAAAACAGAGGACGAAGAAAACGAAACUCCUCUUCUGGAACAAGAUAUAUUAAAGAUUCUCUCAACAGCACCAGUGUCGAGCGUUAGCUGCGAUUCAGUUUGCUACGCUGACGGUCUGUAUUUCGUGGGAACCAACGUGCCGCGUGUGCUGAUUCCGGAGAGAGCGAAACAGGCAGUUCCAUCGGCAGCCUACUGGAAACUUCUGGAGAUCAGAGACAGGUACCUUUCGAAGAAUGGCGGUGCAGGCGUCUCCAGCUACUCGAAACGCAACCUUGCUAUAGAUCUUGGAGCGUCGCCUGGGGGAUGGAGUUUCUGUCUAGCUAGAGAAUUUGGAACGCGCCGCGUUCUCGCCGUUGACCCUGCAGCACACAUGCACGACAUGGUACGCGAGAUUUUAUCGAAAGUUGUCGUCGUAGGAGGAGACAAAAAAAGCACGUCAUCCACUUUCAUCUCGCAGCAAGCUGCUACUGGAGUCAUCGAGGGUCAUCAAGUAGAAAUAGAAAAGCCGGACGGAGUAGAGGAGGAUAAAAGUACAGCAGCAUCGUCGCCUGCAUCAUCGGUUGCCAGCGAAAGCAAAACGAAUGGUACUGAAGUGAAUGAAGCUUCCGCUUCGUCUAGUACAACUGCGGGGGAGGCUAGGAAAGCUAUCGAGCAUUGGCGCAUGCGCUCUGAUGACGCUCUUGCAAAACUGGCAGCUAAACAUUCUAUGGGAAGUAUGAGUGAAGCCAAAAUCGCAGUUUUUGUCUGUGAUAUGAAUGACGAACCUGAAAAAAAUGCGGAACAAUUCGCAGUCGCAGCUCGUUCCAACCUUCUGGAAGCUCAUUGUUUGGUGGUUCUCACCAUGAAAAACGUGUAUCGAUCGAGGGGCGAGUUUGCGGAAAAAGUAGCUGUUUGCAAAAAAAGGCUAGAAGGUGAGGAACUGCGUCUAAAGAACGUCGAAGAGAUCCAUUUAUUCGCAAACACGCGUCUUGAGACAACACUGGUCGGAGAAUGGUUCGGAUGACCAACGAGCAGAAUGCGGCAAGAGGCUAGUAUUUCACUACUAGACCCAACAGUAAGAGUAAUGUUCCUGCUCAGCCUCACCGCACGCAACGAUAAGAUGAAGGACAUCUACUACCUCUACUUGCUUGAAAAUAGUUCUUCAUCUAGUCCUGAUUCUACCUACAACAAUUCCGAAAUUUACCACAUCUUUCAAUGCACAACAGAAACGCCAACCAAAAUACAUAAGCAGUACAGCGUUUUGACAAGUUUCUAUUCGUUGCUAUCCUUCCGCUGUUCAUCACAUCCAAUGAUUGGUCGUCCAUAAUCUGAGAGCAUAGAAGGAGAUUUAGUUGGUGGUGGAUCCAUUUGAAUCGGUCAUUACGACUAUGCAUGAUUUA
This is a messenger RNA of Amoebophrya sp. A25, 3111 nucleotides long. The record is from the annotation of a GenBank genome assembly. NCBI's taxonomy places the organism in Eukaryota, Dinophyceae, Syndiniales, Amoebophryaceae.